CCCCGCCCCCCCCUGUUACGAUGUCCAAUCGCCGCCAGAAGGGGGUCAUCCUCGAACGCGGAAUCGUGUACGGCAAUUCGGCCACCCUCCUGGCCCGACCCACCGACAACGGCCACACACACAAGUGGACGGUUUACGUGCGCGGCCUCUAUGGCGAAGACAUUUCCUACUUCGUCCGCAAGAUCAGCUUCAAGCUCCACGAGAGUUUCUCCCCCCAGACGCGUGUCGUCGACACACACCCCUUCGAGCUGACCGAGACCGGGUGGGGCGAGUUCGAAAUCCAAAUCCGACUCUUCUUCCACGAUCCGCACGAGAAGCCCGUGGUUCUGCUCCAUCCCCUUCGCCUGUACCCGGUGGAGGGGAUAACCACAGAGCGUGAUGCCGGCAAGCUGGUCGUUGCCGAGCGCUACGACGAAGUGAUCUUCAACGAGCCCACCCAUGUGAUGGCCAACCAGCUGGAGCUCGGCCCGCCGGCCGGCUACGACGCCACCCCGACCGACUCCUCCAAGUACAUUAGCGAAGUCGAAACCAUCGAGCUCCGGCAGAUCGCCGAGGCUGAGGCCGCCGUGUGCAAGCAAAUCGAAGCCGCCCAGCAAAAGCUCGCCCAGCUGGACCAGGGACUGCUGGUCCUCAACCGCGAGGUGGCCGAGAUGGAGGCCGAGCGGGCCCGGUAGCGCAAAACACACAUGUACCCUCCUCUCCCACCACAAGAAUGCCUCGGGCUGGCCCGGCACCGAAAUACAACUCCCCUCUGGGUCAGACGUGCUUUCUUUUUU
This is a messenger RNA of Fonticula alba, 776 nucleotides long. RefSeq lists its product as hypothetical. The transcript has 5 exons. Gene Ontology annotation, biological process: regulation of DNA-templated transcription. Bases 21 to 674 code for a protein of 217 amino acids. The record is from RefSeq and is a predicted model, not a curated record. Lineage: Eukaryota; Rotosphaerida; Fonticulaceae.